Messenger RNA from Leptonychotes weddellii (Weddell seal), 954 nucleotides. The record is from RefSeq and is a predicted model, not a curated record. Lineage: Eukaryota; Metazoa; Chordata; Mammalia; Carnivora; Phocidae.
GAUGAAGUUGUGAUAUGUCCCUAUGAUUCCAAUCAUCACAUGCCUAAAUCAUCUUUAGCAAAGCACAUGGUGUCUUGCAGAUUGAGGAAACUGGGCUAUACCAAAGAAGAAGAGGAUCAAAUGUAUAAUUCUGAUUUUUUCUAUGAGAAUGUGAAGAUACCUUCAAUUACUCUGAAUAAGGACUCACAAUUCCAGAUAAUUAAACAGGCUAGAACUGCAGUUGGAAAAGAUGGUGAUUGUUAUAGUCAAAGGAUUUACUCUUCAUUACCUGUUGAAGUUCCUCUGAAUCACAAACGGUGUGUUUGUGAUUUAACCCAAGCUGAUCGUCUUGCCCUCUAUGAUUUUGUAAUGGAGGAGACGAAGAAAAAGCGCUCUGAUUCACAGAUUAUUGAAAAUGACAGUGAUCUUUUUGUAGACUUGGCUGCCAAAGUCAAUCAAGAUAAUAGUCGAAAAAGUCCAAAAUCUUACCUUGAAAUCCUGGCAGAAGUGAGAGAUUAUAAAAGAAGACGCCAGUCCUAUAGAGCUAAGAAUGUUCACAUAACCAAGAAAUCGUAUACUGAGGUGAUUCGUGAUGUCAUAAAUGUGCACAUGGAAGAACUCAGUAGUCAUUGGCAAGAAGAGCAGGAAAGAGCAGAGGAUGAUGCUGAAAAGAAUGAAGAAAGGCGAUCAGCUUCAGUAGAUUCACGGCAGUCUGGUGGAAGUUAUUUGGAUGCUGAGUAUUCACGACAUAGAAAGGAUCGGAGUAGGAGCCCACAUAAACGAAAAAGAAAUAAAGAUAAGGAUAAAAACUGGGAUUCGAGAAGAAGGAAAGACAGGUAAGUCUAACACUGCAUCAUCUGAUGUUGAGUUGUUUACUCUUGAAAAGUAAAUAGAUUCUUCUGUUGUAGACAAUGUUGAGAAAAUGGAUUGUAAGAGUAAAUUACAGUAAGGAGAGUAAGUUUUUGAUGAGAAUUC